AUGCGCCAGGCUUGGGCUUUGAUCUCACGACCUCAUACGGCUUGGCUGUAUGAUGGCACUACGCUGGACCUUGCCAAGGUUUCUGGUGGUCCCGAAUACCAAAAGCUGAUGGUUCGAUUAUCCCGUUCUCCACCACCGGAUCCGCCAAGUGCGUAUCAACGGUUCUUGCGAUGGACGAAUAAGAAGCUCGGCCGUCCUGCGACUCCUGAUGAAGAUUUAAAUGAUGCAAUCGAGCACGCUGGUCUGGACUCUUGGCUUACGCUUCCUAUGCCAUACCCGCAGAGACUCGUCGAGUCUAGAGCUGCAUUUGCGGGAAGUGGGUAUGGCCUUUGUCAAAACUACAAAGACCUAUACCGCUGCGAAGAAGAGUACGAGAGUAUGGCGUGGGAAACUGUCUACUUCGUAUUCUUCUCGCGCCACGCGCUGUAUGCAAGCCUGGACACAUUUCAAGCUGCAUUCGGCCUGGACCCCCUCUCCGAGCCACAUGUGCUAGAUUUUGAGUCCGGCUUUAGCAACCUACCAACCUUCGCUUCGCCAUCCGCCUUCUGGUCGCAUGUUCGCGACCAGUUAAUGAUCCUCCCAAGCAAAAGUCCGAGGCGAAUCACCAAGCUUCUCCUGGGAGGCGAGAAUGCCACAGAUCCGGACUUCAUUGCCACGCUGAGAGAUGCACUUGGAGCACCCGCGUCUCUCUCAGAUGACGGCAUCCCGGACCCCACAUUUGCGGCGGCCAGAGGGGCCGCAUUGUACGCAAGGUGGCGCCAAGAAGCGCCCUGGGAUUGCGUCGAGGAUGACGAAUGCGACACCAAGAGAGAGCGAGAGAGGGGGGAAAAGAGUGGCGACGCGUCCAAGAGAGUCGAGUUACGAUAG
Messenger RNA from Phialemonium atrogriseum, 867 nucleotides. RefSeq lists its product as uncharacterized. The transcript has 4 exons. The record is from RefSeq and is a predicted model, not a curated record. Lineage: Eukaryota; Fungi; Ascomycota; Sordariomycetes; Cephalothecales; Cephalothecaceae. The coding region runs from base 1 to 867 and encodes 288 amino acids.